Angiostrongylus costaricensis is the source of this 5793-nucleotide messenger RNA. The record is from the annotation of a GenBank genome assembly. Lineage: Eukaryota; Metazoa; Nematoda; Chromadorea; Rhabditida; Metastrongylidae.
AUGUUCUUUAGGCUUAGAUUACAAGGAUCUGGUGCACUCGUGGAGGCAACUCGUUCUGACGCUACUCACAUUGUUCAUUUUCUGCAUGAUCGAGGGGCCCUUGAUACCGAUAAUCGAGCCUUGAGAUUAGCAGCGAAGAACAAUAAUUUGAAACUCGUACGGGUAUUCUUGACGCGCCUCGUUUUCCCCGAUCCGGAGUACAAAGUGAAUAAAAAGAACAUUGAUGUUGGACAGAUCCAUGUGGGGCAAAAUCUUUUGCCUUCUUCGUUAUGUCCUUCACGACCUGCGAUGCUUAAUUGGGGUUCCGCUUCAUUGGAAACGUUACAGUCGGACUGGUUCAUAGCCGCCGCUCUUCAAGUUAAUCCUCGUCUUCGUACAACGAGGCUAUCCUUGGCUGCUAUAACACGGGUGGAUCUUUCGUGUAAUCGACUUCAGAGUUUUCCAUCAGUUCUAUUACAAAUGUCGUCUCUUCGAUCUCUCAAUCUUGCCGAAAAUCUUAUUUCUGUGAUAGACACGCCUGGUUUUUAUGUGACGUCAACGUCGAUUGAAACUGUAAUUCUGAAACAAAACCGGCUAAAAUUUAUUUCGCCUCAAUUUCUAUCUUCAUUGCCUCAACUAGCAAUACUCGAUAUUUCUCAUAAUUGUCUCACUCAGUUGCCAGAAUUUAUUUGGUUGUGUCCUUCACUCAAAGAACUCAAUGUUUCUUCUAAUUAUCUUUCCUCCCUUCCUAUGGUAGACACUGCAACACGAACAGGUCGAACAUCUCGUAGGAUUCAACAAGCUCUCACACCCACCAUCACUUUGAAUGACCCUAUAGAAGACCCUGAAAAUGUCACUACAAAACAGUUAAUUCGCCAAAAUAUAUGGCAGUUUGAAAUCAAUCUGUCUAAGGUUAUCGACGAAAGCUUCUCAACCCAUUUCCCUUUGACUUCCUCUAGUACUCUUAUAACAUUGAAUCUUUCUGCAAACAAGUUCCAGUUAUUUCCGUUUUGUCUCGCUUGUACCUGCCCACGCUUGUUGUACCUAAAUAUUAGUUUAAAUCAGCUGACAUCUCUUCCACCAAUUCAAUGCAUUCCUGCGCAUAUUAGGAGCCUUGACUUUUCUGGAAAUUUGAUAAGGGAAUCAUUCCAACGACCCACCUCACUGCACAUGGUUUGUCACGCUGUAGUGCCAUCGGUUGGUUCGAAUACAGUACCAGUUCGUCGCCCUAAUAGCCCGAUCAGAUACAAUCGCAGCCGAUCCAAAUCAGCCGUACGAUCACAACGUUCUCUUUCCGUCUCGCGACAUCAGCCUAUUGGUAUUCGACUAGAGGAGGCAUGUGAUCACAAACGACAUGACACUUUGGAGUGGCUGAAGACGUUGAAUAUCAGUUCAAAUCAAUUGGAAUCUGUUCCUGUCUGUGUCAAGAACAAAGUACUGUUCCGAGGUCUGACUGUUUUGGAUGCUAGUUGUAACUUAUUGAAAUCUAUCAGUGCUGAUAUUGCCCGUCUCACAAGCUUGUCAGUUCUGAAUCUAGCAAAGAACAAGCGGAUUCAAAUGCUACCUCCUGAACUUGGAAUGCUGUCAAAAUCGAAGACUUACCAUCAACUUCGACUUCUGAUUCUGGGAGGCGAUGGCGUUGGAAAAAGUCAAUUAUGGGAAAGUCUACGUUCAGAGGCGGUUCAAAGGAAGUCUGUGUUACAGGUAUCUAGAGAGAGCAUUCGCGUCGCCGAGUGGCAAUUCGAGGCAAAAAAGCAAAGGGGAGAGGCUGCACUUGGUCCAGUUAUGUAUUCAUCUUGGGACUUUACAGGACAAAGAGAGUAUCAUUCAACUCAUCAUUAUUUUCUGACCCGUCGGGCGCUCUAUAUUGUUGUUUGGAGAGUAACGGAUGGAGAUAUUGUUUUUUACGAUGUUCAGCGAUGGCUUAUUAACAUUCAGGCCAGAGCUCCAAAUGCUUGUGUUAUUUUGGUAGGUACUCAUGUCGAUCAAAUAUCUUCAAAUCCAACGAAAUUCCCAAAGAACUUUAUUGAGGAAGUUGAGAACAAAAUUCGAUCGCGUUUUAUGGUGGUCGAUGCCGAUAAGUACGGUCUUCCUCGUGUAGUGGAUCUCCUUCUAAUUAACAGUAAGGCGAGGAAUGAUAUAAAGUAUUUGUUGAAUGUGAUUUACAACUCAUCUUGGGAAGUUAGGAUAGGGAAAGAUCGUGCUCUUGACCAACAAGUUCCAUCUGCCUACGUUGCUAUGAUAAAGGUAAUUCGCGAGUUGCACGUGGAAUUGCGACGAGACUCAACUUCGGCUAUUAUGACUUCUGAACAAUUCCGUGAGCGUACGCAACAACGAAUGAGUGCAAGAUUUGGACGCUCUUUCAGGGACGAUAUAGAGUUUCGUGGUGCUUGUGCAUUUCUCCAUGAUAGUGGCGAAAUCGUUCACUUUGUUGAUGCCUCAUUGAGGGAACUCAUCUUUGUAGAUCCACUAUGGCUUGCUGAUUAUCUGGCAGCUGUUGUGGCAUUGAGGUCCCCUCAUAAAGCAGCGGGUAUCUUAUCUCAAGAUGCCUUGGUACCCCAGUUGAAGAAAUUUCGCUGUAUAGACGCCGGUCCACCACUUCGUGGUGCUCUGCUUGACCUUCUGCAAAAGUGCGAGCUGGCAUUGCCAUGUGUGGGUCGUCGAUUUCUGAUAUCUGCGAAGGUUUCUUCGUGGACAGUUCAAUCAAACAAACCGGCAGCCACUUCACGUCACUCAGUUACUCGUUCAAUGGGGAUGUGGCAAAGGUCCGUCGAACACCCUUCGUCAUCUCCGAAGAAGUACACUAAUGACACAAGUGGGACGGUAUUCUUGUUCUCCUUCCAACCAGAAAGGCAACUUCGUCGUGUCUAUGCCAUGUCUUAUAUUCCAGCGGGUUUCUGGAGUCGGCUGGUUACGAGAAUUAUUGGUGAUGAGAAUGUUAUGUGGGCUGUGGAAUGCUUGUUUACAACGAGUGAGUGCGAUAAUUUUGAACGUUUACAACAGACUUGCAACAGUCAUUUAAAAGCUGAGUGGAUUGUUUGGCAAACCGGAAUAGAGACGGAAAUUCGUGAUUUGGACUACGCACAUCUAAAUAUUCGUACACGAGAUGAGCAGAAGAGAUGGCGAACUUUCCCAAUUGAGCAGUAUGCUGUUAUCGAAACGCUUUUUCCUGCUCUGAGCAUCAGCAUUUUGGAUGGUACUUCUAAGACAGUUAUGUCGACUGAAGGUGAGGGUUCGACUAGACUGCUCGCAUUAGUGACCGAUCUUAUGGACACAUUGCUCGAAGAUUGGUAUCCAGCGCUAGGUACUCGAUUUGUGCACUCAUCGGAAGGUGAUUUACUGGUAAACCGUUUUGUGCCUUGCCCUAAAUGUGCUUAUGAGGCCACUGCAGAAAUCCAACCAGCAAAUGGUGACUCUAAAACCACUUGGAGUAAGGAUACUGCAGGAGGGUGUGACGGACCAAGCGAUGUCUUAAAAGUUGCGCAUCCCUCAAAAGAAACAUCUGGUGAUGUCUCGAUUUCAAAUGAAAUCAAUUGUUUUUCUGCCGAGGAAUGCAUGUUGGCAGGUCGGAUUUCCAAAUUUUCUUAUCGCCAGUUUUUCCGUUGCCAAAAGAAUGGAGCGUCUAUUUCUACUGAAUUCGGCGAGGUUUUUGUAGACAUUGAGUCAUCGCUCAUCAUAUCGUCUAAUCAAAUAAAACGUGGUCGCUUGCUAGGAAGAGGUGCUUUUGGAUUUGUUUUCAGAGCAACUGUUAAACUACCAAGUGGUGAGUUAUGUGAAGUCGCUCAAAAAAUGUUAGAACCAGUUGAUCCGGGACCAGGUGCUAGACCAACGGCGUUGGCAGCCUACAAGGCUGCUGCUGACAAAUGGCGUCGUGAUUCGCUGGAAUUUGCUUCACGAGCUUACUGUACUUCACGUCAAGAGCUGAAUCUUCUUAGCCGUUUGCAUCAUCCGCAUAUAAUUUGUCUUAUUGGGGUUUGUAUCUCACCCUUGUCUCUAAUAGUGGAAUUGGCGCCACUUGGAGCGCUUAAUCAGUUGUUGGUCAGUCACCGAAAGAGUGGUGCUCGCCUAGGAUUAUCUGUUUUCCGAGAUUCAGCAGUACAAGUAGCAAAGGCGUUGGAGUACCUUCACACAUCUCACAUAAUUUAUCGGGAUUUGAAGAGUGAAAAUGUGCUUGCCUGGAGAUUUCCACCGCCGUUUAGCACUCAGUUGGAUGUAUUGCUUAAACUUGGAGACUAUGGUACAUUUUACAUUCUGCUGUCCAUUGCUUUCCCGGUCGUUUUCCGAAGUCUGGAAAACGGUCUAGUUUAUACAUCAUGGAUCGUAAACGAGAGCGUUCAUUUUCUAGGUAUCUCCCGUACAGUAAUGCCAUCAGGUGGAGCAAAGGGAUUUGGUGGCACAGAAGGGUUCAUGGCGCCAGAGAUAAUCAGAUUUAAUGGUGAGGAGGAGUACACACAUAAGGUUGACUGUUUUUCUUACGGUAUGUUUCUGUACGAGUUGAUCACACUGAAACAUCCAUUCGAAGGCGAGGAACAUGUGAAAGAACGUCUUUUGGAAGGUUCACGACCUGUAUUUCUACCACACGAGGUGUUAAUUCCAUCACCGAUAUUGGAUCUGGUGGUUCAUUGUUGGGAUUCAUUACCGGAUAACAGACCAUCUUCUUCUCAACUUGUUGGAUAUUGUUCUGCUCCCGAAUUUACACACAUCCUCGACGUUUGCGAAUAUGAGGAAUCUUUACCACCGUUCUGUGUCCUUUCGUACCACAUAGGUGAUGACAUGGAUGAUCCAGAUGAUUUUGAGGCCCUGCUGUGGCUAUGUGGUAAAAACACAACAGUAAUGAGUUGUACCCAAUAUGGAUGGCUGGAUCAGAAGGUGAUCGAAACUCCCUACCCUGCUAGAUUUAUAAGUCGAGUGCGUGAUAUGGUUUGGUUGUGUAGUGAGGAUGGUGAAGUAACGGUCUUCGCCUCAUCAUUGCACAAGCUUACCCGACUGCGGUUACCAUCUCUCAGUGCUUCUAUUAUUCGUGCUCCCGAACUAAUUGUGUCUGACAUAUUGUUGAUAGUAACGGAACGUCAGUUAAUUCUUCUUCGACUCAGCGAAUCAAAUUCAGUUGUACUACUAGCAACUUUGGACAGUCCCUUUUCGAUUAAAUGCGCAAUGGCUGUCAUCCAGACGAGCAGCAGACAAAUUUGGACAGGUCACUCGGAAGGGCGUAUAUCGAUUCAUCAUCUAAACAACGGAGAGUUCUCCUUUUCGUCUUCUUUCUAUUUGCCAGAAGACGAUGUAAUUAUUAGAGAUAUCAUAUCUAACAGAGAAGGGAACAAUGUUUGGGUGACGUACGAGGGAGGUUCACGUGUAUUCUGCUGGGAUGUGGAAAGGCGCCAGAUAUGUGCUUCACUUGAUAUUCGUAAAGUUAUGCCAGGCAGGAGUAGGAGCUCGAGGGGUAACUAUCAACCUCUUGCAAACUCUCGCAUAUCACAUCAUGAAUAUAGUUAUAACAUUUCAGUAGAUCUAAUGUUUCUAGGCAGCGAAACUAUUCAUACUCUCGAUGUGGAAUUGGCAGAAGGGAAUUUCGUUACUUGCAUAGCGCUUCUUGAGAAUUGCAAUAAUGCACAACUGUACGUGGGUACAAGCAAAGGACUACUGGUUGUGGCAAGUGCACUUUUGGUGAGUAUGCUACUAUUUGGAUUUCGUUCACAGGUCUUUACCGGUUUUACUUUGACAGUUUAUCUUAUCAUGCUUCUAAUUGCUAGAAUUCGACAUAUUUUCGGAUCAGUAUCAAGUGAUACUUUGCAUAAAACUGUUGAUGCGCCAUAA